CUCAACAAUCUCCCAUAGGCAUCGAGAUUUAUGGUGUACUCCUUCACUGGAUUGGAAGAUUCAUGCCUUCGACGUGCUUCGAUGGUGCGAAUCCGGAUCUGGACUCAUGCUUGUAAGUCCCUGUAUUUUUCGCUGUUGUCAUUUUGGUGCGUGUGAGCAGCAAUAUGAAUGGUUAGUGGGGAGCCAGUACAAGUCUUUAGAAUUUGUUAAUUCGCAAAUCUCCUCGAUAUGAACUGGAUGCGUGGGGUCUAGGUGAGUGUUUCGAUUACAAUUGCUUUCUAGAAUGGUCGCUGUAGGAUGCUUGACGUACGAGCUAUUCUCGAUGUCAAAAACAGGGGAGUCACGAAACACAGCACCAAUUCCCAAGAACUUGUUGCCCGAUUAUCAAAGGUUGCUUUCAGCCCUCACGAUGCUUCAAAGUUGAUAGAAAACAGCGGUAAUAUUAUCGAGCACUAUUUUCUAUUUACUCGGUUUGAUGCGCAGAUUUCUUUCAAAAUAAACUUCUGGAAACAGUCCAGUUUAUGGCCUCAAGGAUACAGCUUCCUUGAAAAAGAUUCUUCCAAUGGUGGCUUCAGUUCUGGAGUUUGGGUCCGCAGCAGCCGUUACCUCCAUUUUUUAAAUGGGGGCUUGGCUGUCACAAUAGCCUACUGCAUUUUUCUUUUAUUAAGUUUUUGAUUGGCAACGCUGCACCGUUGUUCUGCAUUUUAUCCUUAUUUGUAAGGUGACUGACCUUUUUUUCACAAUUUAUUGUUCUUUGCGUCGA
This is a messenger RNA of Selaginella moellendorffii, 763 nucleotides long. RefSeq lists its product as uncharacterized. The coding region runs from base 298 to 675 and encodes 125 amino acids. Lineage: Eukaryota; Viridiplantae; Streptophyta; Lycopodiopsida; Selaginellales; Selaginellaceae. The transcript is spliced from 3 exons. The record is from RefSeq and is a predicted model, not a curated record.